AUGUUUCCCUCGCCUUAUUUUAAGGAUGUGACUUGCUGUCUGAUUGUGACUGGCAAGUCCCUCGCCCAAUCCAAGCCGGAAAGGGGUACAUUGAUACUUGAAGCAGUAAUAUUGAAAAUGGUCAGUGCGAGGUCAGUAGACAGGCAGUUGGAUGCGUGCUUCAGCAACCUCAUGGUGUCUAGCGGUGGUGGAAGGGGGCAGGCUGAAACUGGUGGCGCUAUGCCUAUGUUGUCAGGAUGGAAGGACCUUCCAAUGGAGCUGCUUAUGCGGAUCAUAUCAGUUGCUGGAGAUGAUCGAAUUGUCGUUGUGGCAUCCGGUGUUUGCACUGGCUGGCGCGACGCGUUAGGAUGGGGGGUCACUAAUCUUUCCCUCUCAUGGUGCCAGCAGAACAUGAAUAACUUAACAAUAUCAUUUGCUCACAAGUUCACAAAGCUUCAGGUUCUCACUCUUCGCCAAAUCAAACCUCAGCUUGAAGACAGUGCAGUAGAGGCUGUUGCCAACUACUGUUAUGAUCUACGUGAGUUAGACCUCAGCCGAAGUUUCCGGCUUAGUGACCGUUCAUUGUAUGCACUGGCCAACGGAUGUCCUCGGCUUACAAAACUGAACAUCAGUGGGUGUUCCAGUUUCAGUGACAGUGCCUUAAUCUACCUUAGUUGCCACUGUAAAAACCUGAAGAGCUUGAAUCUUUGUGGAUGUGGAAAGGCAGCCACUGAUGAAUCCUUGCAGGCCAUAGCCCAAAACUGUGGGCACCUGCAAACUUUAAACCUAGGUUGGUGUGACAAUGUCACAGAUGAGGGGGUUACCAGCUUGGCAUCAGGUUGCCCUGAUCUCAGGGCCCUGGAUUUGUGUGGCUGUGUUCUUAUAACAGACGAGAGUGUUAUUGCUCUAGCAAGCGGGUGCCCGUACCUGCGAUCUUUGGGCCUGUACUACUGCCAGAACAUCACCGACCGUGCCAUGUACUCCCUCGCAAACAGCUGCGUGAAGAGCAAACGAGGGAGGUGGGGCACCCCGCGGAGCAGCAGCAGCAGCUCGAAGGACGUCGAUGGGCUGGCAAACCUGAACAUCAGCCAGUGCACGGCCCUGACGCCCCCCGCGGUUCAGGCGGUGUGCGACUCCUUCCCGUCGCUCCACACCUGCCCGGAGAGGCACUCCCUCAUCAUCAGCGGCUGCCUCAGCCUGACUAACGUCCACUGUGCCUGCGGCCUCCAGCGCCACCGCGCCGGAAGCGCCCUGCAGGCCACCAGCCAUGCGUACUGA
This is a messenger RNA of Triticum turgidum subsp. durum (durum wheat), 1257 nucleotides long. Lineage: Eukaryota; Viridiplantae; Streptophyta; Magnoliopsida; Poales; Poaceae. The record is from the annotation of a GenBank genome assembly.